AUGUGCAAUAGUAAAAGUAACCCCACAAAAUUAUGUGUCAAAGCAGGACCCUCCCUCUAUCUUCAAAAUAACUGAGGGAUAAGAAUAAAAUAAAGUAAAGAAAAAAGGCGACCAGGAUCUCUUCUUGCAGAUCUAUCAAGCAAAUGAGAAACAGAAGUAACAAAAUAAAUUUUUGAGAGAGGAUUCAUCAGCUUAAUGCUAAGGUCAAUGUGGACUGUUAAAACAAUGAUCUGUAUAAUAUUGAACAGCUAUAGAGAAAAUGAACAAGCAGAUAACUUACUGUCUCAUUGUUAUGGUGGACAGGGCAUCAACAAGAGUUUGAUAUUGCAAGGAUUGUUAAACAAAACACAAGAGUCUGAAAAAUUUCCUUUUCUCAUCUGGCAAAACAGGUGAUUUCUGACCUCAAUUUCCUACAAUCUGAAUUACCAAUUUAAAACAAAUAUAGUUUUCUCCUUCCUUAUUGCUCUUUCUAAAACAAACAGAACCACAGCAGUUAAAUCAGCCAGAGGCACUACCAUUAAAAGAUGGUUGUUACCACCAGUCACAGUCACCAAACAAAAGACCAUAAACAUCAUCAUCAAUACCAAUCAUGCUCCAAGCCAUAAACAUUUUCCGUAACAACCAAUCUGUGUCAAUCUAUCACUUAAUCAGCAUACAACAGACUAUCACCACAAAGAUUACGCCAAAUGCUGCCCUUGGUGAUACAGAUUCCUUGAUCCAGACAUCAGCGAGACCAAACAAAUCCAUUACAUAUGCAGUCCAGAAUCAUGGCAGAUAUUAUGAAGACGUCUGACCAGUGGAAAACAACGCUUAGGAACUGAUAUUAAUACCUCCAAUGUAAUUAGAUUAUAUUUGGGACUGGAAUCUAACACUUAAAUAACAUAAUCCUCCAAUCUGCAUGCCACCAGCUGAUGGUACAUACCAGAUUGUUGUGUCACAGGGCAGAAUGCAUAGGAAAGAAAAAGAGAACUUUCCAACUAGAGAGUGCAAGUACUGAGCUUUCAAUAUCACACAGAUUCAGCAUUUUAGGUGGCGGUUGCAAAAACUAGAUUGUCCAAAAAUCCCUGCUUCUCAUUCCCUUCAACUUUUAUCAUUAAGUCUGAAGGUCAAAGUGCAGCCAAUAAUGCUGUCAAACAUCACAACCUACUAGAGCUGAGACAGUGAUGAAUCUGUUCUCUGCCACAUGGUAUGUAGAAAUGCAGUCACUAGCUUGUGAUAAGUGAGUCUGUCACUCUGUCAGAAGAAAGUAGUGAAGGUAGAACGAUAAAUUGUGGUUUGCUAAAUACAUUGGCUAAUAUAUCCUCCCUGAGAACUAAGAUCUGGGUUUUCUAUAAUGAUAUUCAUGAUUUAAGGCCUCUUCAACCAAUUUGAAAUUUACUAUAGGUAGGAACCACACAACUGUAUUCUUAUUCCAAAACAAUAAUGAAGCUUUCCCUGAAAUUUUUCUACAACUUAAGCACUACUUCAAUCUAAAUUCCUGCAACUGUGAAUGAGCUCGCAGUGAACAAAUUUAUG
Messenger RNA from Rubroshorea leprosula, 1515 nucleotides. NCBI's taxonomy places the organism in Eukaryota, Viridiplantae, Streptophyta, Magnoliopsida, Malvales, Dipterocarpaceae. The record is from the annotation of a GenBank genome assembly.